CUACAAAGAACUCACACUUUGAAGAUGUCACGGAUCUGGUUUCUAUGGGCUGCUGUUUGGGCUCUCCUGGCUACUUCUUCAGCUCAGCGCAGGUUCAGUGGCCGGAACAACAGAUGGGGACAUAAUGGAAGCCGGAGAUACUCUGCGUACAAGACGUGGAAUUCCAGUCUUUACCCCCGGUGGAGAGAAGGAGAUCCCAGGCAGGGAAAUUGCUGGCGAGGUGGCAAUGUCACAUUUGAUAUCGGCAACGAUGCCCCGACCUUAACAAGUGCCAAAGUCACAUUCAGGAUUACUUUGCGCUUUCCCAGUAACCAAACUGCGCUGCCAGAUGGACGUGUGGUAUGGAGCCAGAACUGCAUCAUAAAUGGCACCCGUAUGAGAAAAGGGGAUCCUGUUUUCCCAGACCAGGAGGACGAUGCUUCCGAUUAUGUAUUUCCCGAUGGACAACCCUUCUCCCCAAGCGAUCGCCGGCCUGGCAAGUUUGUUUUUGUCUGGCAGACAUGGGGGCAAUACUGGCAAGUGGUAGAUGGUCCCGCCUCCUCAUUGACCAUUGAAACAGCUGAUAUUGCUUUAGGCUCCUAUACCAUGAAUGUGGCAAUCUAUCAUUACCGGGGACGUGAGAAAUUCAUUCCUAUCGGUGGUGCCUCAUCUCAGUUCAGCAUCACUGACCAGAUCCCUUUCCAAGUGAACAUUGCACAACUUCUUGAUACCGAUGGGACAGACAGUCGCUUUGUGCGAAACCGAGCCAUCUCCUUUGCUGUGCAGCUCCAUGAUCCUAGUCAAUACCUCCAUGAUGCUGACAUCUCCUACUCCUGGGAUUUUGGUGACCAGAGCGGGACCCUGAUUUCUCGAUCAACCAUGGUCACUCACACCUACCUUUCCGCUGGUACCUUCAGCCCUCGCGUGGUGGUUCAGGCUGCCAUUCCUGUGGCCUCAUGUGGAGGCAGUACUUCGGAAGACCCAUUCAUCAUGCCCACAACCCUCAUGACAACCACUACUCCGAGUGGAACUACGGUUCAAGCUUCCAGUGCGUUUUCCACUAUAAAUAGCAUCACUGGGGCAAGCACUGAAGAGGCUGUGACUUCUGUCCGGGCUUCUGCGACUUCAAUCAUUUCCACUGUACCGCCAACAGUAACUGAAGAGGCAACAUCUGUAGCCACAGUUCCUGUUGCAAAUAUCAGUGCUGGGCCUGGAGAAACAGAUUUAAUGGCUGCUUCUGUGGAACCUACAGUUGUUGCAUCAUCUGAUGCCACUGAAAACAGUGAGGGUGUGACUGUUGCCAUGUCUGCAUCUCUCCCAAAUACCAUGGCAUCUACCACAACAUCUGAAUCUCUACCAGGCUCUGUGGCUGCAGGUUCUUCAUCUACAAUAGCACCUGAGAAUGACCCAGGCACACCAGAACCCACUGUUUUGUCCCCCGUUGCAUCUACAAUUGUCCUUUCAGAGGUAGCAAAUACUAUUUUUGGAAUAUUUUUUUUCCCCCCAAUAGAUAACUCUGAAGAUACAGCAGCCAUCAAUCCGGCGAGUUCAGUUAUGCCUGCCACAGGAACAGUCGCGGGAGAUGUGGUGCAGCUCCUGGUGAAACGCCAGGCACCCAAUGGAUGCCUCCUCUAUCGUUAUGGAACCUUUGCCACUAAUCUGGACAUCAUCCAGGGCAUAGAGAGUGUGGAAAUUGUGCAGGUGAUGCCACUGACGCCCGCUAUUGCUGAUAAUGCGGUAGAUCUCACUGUGACCUGCCAGGGAAGCCUCCCUGAAGAAGUCUGCACAACCAUUUCAGAUCCUGAUUGUGUGAUAGUCCAGGAGAGUGUGUGCAAUCCUGUUCAGCCAAGCCCAGAUUGCCAGUUUGUUUUGCGCCAGGCCUUCAACCAAUCUGGCCUCUACUGCGUCAACAUCUCAUUGGCUGAUGCCAACACCUUGGCUGUUGCCAGCACCCAAGUCAGCGUUCAGACAGAAAGAAAUCAAGCUUCAGCCCAAAUAACAUUUGUAGUUGGAGCACUGCUGGUUAUUGCUGCCAUGGGAGCUGCUAUCUAUACCUAUAGGCAUUUGAGACACAUCCCUCUACGGGCCAUGAUGUCUGCUGGCACUUCUCCAAGGAACUGGUUUCCUGACCGCACAGCUGUACGCCUCUUCCUUGGCCAGGCGUUUGGCCGGAGGGCCAGUGGGGAAAGCAGCCCCUUGCUCAGUGGUAACGUCAUCUAAAUGGAAGUCAACAAGCCUGGCAAACUGAAAACUGAACAUAUUGAGCCCUGAUUCAGAAAGGAAAUCAAGCCCCCUCUAUUUCCCUUAAGCUGAUGCUCUUCUGAUGCCAGCUGAGUAAACGUCUCAGCCACUUUGAGGUGCCAUCUCAGUGCCUGCCUGGGUGGGGAGAUACAGACAGCACCGAAGUGUAGUCAUUGUUAGAGCACCACAAUUGCAUUCAGCCUGUGCCAUGCUGGUCCUAGGGAAGGAAAAUGGUAGCCAAGACAGCUGUUCCUUCGGCUUUCUGACCUACUUCGUUGGGUUGAGGAGAAAAACAGCAAUGUAGUUUUGGGAUUGUUCAUUUUUAAAUUAACGUCUUACAAUUGGCCACAUCUUCUGACAAAUGGUAAGAGGGUUAACCCUGUUCACCAGUUACUGGUCAUGUUAUUAAAUAGCCUCUCCCACACAUGAGGCUGUGUUAAAACUCUGUCUCCAUUUUAUCUUCUAUGCCUCAGAACUAACUGGGGGAGUGAGUCCUGGCAAGAAAGACAUGAGAGAGAAUAAGAUCAUCUCUACCUUGUCUGCAGUGGCAUGAGCACCAAUCAGCAACUGCAGACUUUUAUUUUUUCCAAAAAAAAUGGAAAAAAAGGAACCAGCAGCACAAAGUGACAGCAUUCUAUCAUGUUUCAAAUGGCUCACAUCUGCUUCUAAGACAUCCUUAGUAGCACAUUGCUGUUAUGCAUAAGCAUUUCCCAGGGAAGAGGCACUUAAGUUUAAUCCAUGUCAUGCAAACUCAAGAGAGAACCAACCAGAUGCAGGCUGGUAUCAUUUAAGACAAUGGAGCAUCUCUGUAUUUUUUUAAAUUUUUGUCUGUCCAUCUUUUCUUUAAAAAAAAAACACAAUAUCUACUUUA
Molecule: messenger RNA, 3091 nt
Organism: Pseudonaja textilis
Lineage: Eukaryota; Metazoa; Chordata; Lepidosauria; Squamata; Elapidae
Source: RefSeq, a predicted model, not a curated record